Gadus chalcogrammus (walleye pollock) is the source of this 1275-nucleotide messenger RNA. RefSeq names its product early growth response protein 4-like. The record is from RefSeq and is a predicted model, not a curated record. Gene Ontology annotation, molecular function: RNA polymerase II cis-regulatory region sequence-specific DNA binding; DNA-binding transcription factor activity, RNA polymerase II-specific. Gene Ontology annotation, biological process: regulation of transcription by RNA polymerase II. Bases 1 to 1275 code for a protein of 424 amino acids. NCBI's taxonomy places the organism in Eukaryota, Metazoa, Chordata, Actinopteri, Gadiformes, Gadidae. The transcript has 2 exons.
AUGCUUCUGGAGCGCGAGGACAGCUUCCUGUCGGAGUUGGAGGGCGCGUGCAGCGCCUGGGUGGACAGCGUGGGCUCCAGCCUCGGGGACCACAGUGAAUGUGACACGAGCUCGCCCUUCUCCCAAGCCUUCUCCCCGGGGACCGACGCCUCCGACUCGGACUUCUUCUCCGACCUCAGCGACUGCUCCUCGGACACCCUCUCCCCGUCACUCGCCUCCUCCGCGGCCUUCUUCGCCUCCUCCGAGCCGGCGGCGGAGCUGAGCAGCAGCGCGGACGCCAUCCUCAACAUGAUCACCGAGAUAGUGGGCGUCUGCAGCGAGCUCGAGCAUCAUCCCGCCUCCUCUCCGCCAUCACUCCAACCGACAUGCGUGCCCGCGGGCUACGGCAGCGUUGCCGACCCCGGCCCCUGCGCGUCCUCCCCCGGGUCCCCCCCGGCCCUGCUGGUGGUGAAGAGCGAGUUCCAGGCCUCCAGCUGCGGCGGCGGCAGUGGCUGCGUGCAGCUCCCGGGGACCGGCUAUACCGGGCUGCAGUCCGCCACCGAGCCGCUGCUCCCGCUCGCGGCGCUCGAGCAACAGGUGGACGUGGCGGAGUUUCUGGAGUCGCUGGUCGGGAGCGAGGCGGCCGCGGGAGACGUUCCGUCCCUGGCUCAAGAGAUCAAACAGGAGCCGCUGGCCCUGGAGGAGUGGCUGAAGAGUCUGAUGUCAGUCCCCGGCGUGAACGGAGGAGACUCCGCUGACUACGUCAUUAACCGACCCGUCAUCAAGACGGAGCCCACGCCCUGCGGCCUCGCGCUGUCCCUCCCGCCUGCCGCCCUCCCCUUCACCCUUGACGCCUUCCUCCUUUCCUCCCUCCUGCCCGGCGCGUUCCCGAUGCCCAACAUCGUCAACGCGCAGACCGCGGGGGCCGCCAAGGUCUCGGGCAGAGCCAGGAAAGCCACGAGCGCCGUCAAGGUGAAGCCGUUCCCGUGCUGCGUGCAGGGCUGCGAGCGCCGCUUCUCCCGCUCGGACGAGCUCAACCGCCACGUGCGCAUUCACACCGGACAGAAGCCGUUCCAGUGCACGAUAUGCGCGCGCAGCUUCAGCCGCAGCGACCACCUCACCACGCACACGCGCACGCACACGGGGGAGAAGCCAUUCUCGUGCGACGUCUGCGGCAAGCGCUUCGCUCGCAGCGACGAGAAGAAAAGGCACGGGCGCGUGCACGUCAAGCAGCAACUGCGCGCACAGAUGAUGGCCGCGUACUCGAUGGCGUUCAGCGCGCCCGGGGGCGUCUAA